GACUGUUCUGUUAUUUCUUAUUGUAGCUGAGUGAGCUGUAACUUACAUCAAAAUGAGUCUCUCUGGGGAGAGAGAGGAGGGGACCACUGCCUCUAAAAUGAGCCUCUCUGGGGAGAGAGAGGAGGAGACCACUGCCUCCAAAAUGACUCAAGACACCAGUUCUAAGAGUGUCCAGAAGCCCAGAGCAGAGUCCCCUACAACCAGCCUGCUAUCAAUGAAGAGUGAUCAGCCACCUGCUUUCAGCCAGGAACCAUUACCAGAUGACAAUAAGGAAGUGGAGAGUUUGGACAGUGAGGAUGCAUUAAAGAUCACACACAACCUUCUGGACAGAAGAAGUCAAACUCUGCUGACAGUCCAACAAGACAUUAAGGCUAAACUGAAACACAAGUAUCAACACAUAUCUGAAGGAAUUGGACACCAUGGAAACCAAAGUCUGUUAAAGGACAUCUACACAGAGCUCUACAUCACAGAGGGUGGAAGUGGAGGGCUCAAUAAUGAACAUGAGGUUAGACAGAUAGAGAUGGCAUCCAAGAAACAAACCACACAAGAGACACCAAUCAAAUGCAACGACAUCUUCAAGCCUUUACCUGGACAAGACAAACCUAUCAGAACUGUGCUGACAAAAGGAAUCGCUGGCAUUGGAAAAACAGUCUCUGUGCAGAAGGUCAUCCUUGACUGGGCAGAGGGAAAAGCAAAUCAGGACGUUCAUUUCAUGUUUCCUCUUCCUUUCCGUGAUCUGAACCUGAAAAAGGACCAAUACAGUCUGAUGCAACUUCUUUCCCACUACUUCUCAGAGCUGAAAGAGAUUGACAGCAUUGAAGAUGGUGAAACCAAAACUGUUUUCAUUUUUGAUGGUCUGGAUGAGUGUCGACUUCCUCUAGACUUCAAAAACAAUGAGAAGUGCUGUGAUGUCACGAAGCCAACCUCAGUGGACGUGCUGCUGACAAACCUCAUCGAGGGGAAUCUGCUUCCCUCUGCUCUCCUCUGGAUAACCACACGGCCUGCAGCAGCCAAUCAGAUCCCUCCUGAGUGUGUUGACCAGGUGACAGAGGUACGAGGGUUCAAUGAUCCACAGAAGGACGAGUACUUCAGGAAGAAAAUCACAGAUCAGAAUCUGGCCAAUGAAAUCAUCAAACACAUGAAGACAUCAAGGAGCCUCCACAUCAUGUGCCACAUGCCAGUCUUCUGUUGGAUAUCAGCCACUGUCCUUGAGAUGAUACUGAAAGAGGCAGAGAAGGAUGAAGUCCCCAAAACUCUGACCCAGAUGUACUCACACUUCAUACUCAUCCAACUCAUUGUGAAGAACAGGAAGUACAACAAAGCCACAGAGACAAACCCAAAGGAACUGUCUCAGUCAGACAAAGAGAUGAUCCUGAAACUGGCAAAGCUGGCUUUCCAACAGCUGCAGAAGGGCAACCUGAUCUUCUAUGAGGAGGACCUGAGAGAGUGUGGCCUUGAUGUCACAGAGGCAUCAGUGUACUCAGCAUUGUGUACAGAGAUCUUUAAAGAAGAAUCUGGGCUGUACCAAGAGAAGGUCUACAGCUUUGUGCAUCUGAGCAUUCAGGAGUUUCUAGCAGCAGUGCAUGCUUUAGAAUCAUGUCUGGACAAGAAGGAAAAUGUUUUCUCCCCCAAAGCAGUCACUAGUGAUGAUGAGCAGGACGAGGAGGAGGAGAACAAGGAUGAUGAUGAGGAGGAGGAGGAGGAGAUUGAUGAUAAGCAGGACGAGGAGGAGGAGAACAAUGACGAAGAUGAGGAUGAUGAUGACGACAAUGAUGAAGAGGAGUCAUUCCAGUUGUCUGACUUACACAGGAGAGCAGUGGACCAGGCCUUGAAGAGUGAGAAUGGACACCUGGACCUGUUCCUCCGCUUCCUUCUGGGUCAAUCACUGGAGUCCAAUCAGAAUCUGUUACGAGGCCUUCUGACACAGACAGGAAGUACAACACAGACCAAUGAGGAAACAGUUGAGAGAACAGUCAGGUACCUUUCAUACAAGAUCAAUGAGGAAUCCUCACCAGAAAGGAUCAUCAACUUGUUCCACUGUCUGAAUGAACUUGGUGCCAACUCUCUAGUUGAAGACAUGCAGACCUCCCUGCGAUCAGGAACUCUUUCAAAAACAAGACUAGAACCUGACCAAUGUUCAGCCCUGGCCUACCUGUUACUGAUGUCAGAGGAGGUGCUGGAGGAGUUUGACCUGAAGACAUACAACACAUCAGAGGAAGGUUAUCAGAGGUUGCUGCCGGUAGUGAAAACCUGCAAGAGAGCACUACUGGAUGGCUGUGAACUCGAAGAUGAAUCCUGUGAGACUCUGGCCUCAGCUCUGCAGACACCAAACUCCCCCCUGAGAGAACUGGACCUCAGCUACAAUGACCUGAGAGACAGAGGAGUGGAGCUGCUCUGUGUUGGACUAACCAGUCCACUCUGCAACAUACAGACACUAGUACUGGAUCACUGUAACCUCACAUAUAAAUCCUGUGAGACUCUGGCCUCAGCUCUGCAGACACCAAACGGCCCCCUGAGAGAACUGGACCUCAGCUACAAUGACCUGGGAGACAGAGGAGUGGAGCUGCUCUGUGUUGGACUAACCAGUCCACUCUGCAACAUACAGACACUAGUUCUAGGUCAGUGUGGUCUGACAGAGGGUUGCUGUUCAGAUCUGGCCUCAGUCCUGAGUUCACCCAACUCACAACUGAAACAACUGGAGCUGAGAGACAAUGACCUGCAGGACUCAGGAGUUACACUGCUGUCUGCUGGACUGGAGGAUCCAGACUGUAAACUACACACACUGGGGCUGUCUGGCUGUCUGGUCACAGAGGAGGGCUGUGCUGCUCUGUCUUCAGCUCUGAGGUCAUACCCCUCCCACCUGAAAGAGCUGGACCUGAGCUACAAUCAACCAGGAGACUCUGCAGGAGGACUGCUUUCAGCUGCUCUGGUGGAUCCCACAUAUAAACUGAUGAAGCUGAAUGUGGAUCAUGGUGGAGAGUGCAGGCUGAAAUCAGGGCUGAGGAAAUAUGCCUGUCAUCUCACCCUGGACCCAAAUACAGUAAACCCAAACCUGAUACUGUCUGAGGGGAACAGGAAGGUGACAUGUGUGGAAGAGAUGCAGCAUUAUGAAGACCAUCCAGACAGAUUUGACUAUCAUCCCCAAGUUCUCUGCAGAGAAGGCUUAACUGGAUGUCGUUAUUACUGGGAGGUGGAGAGGGAUGGUGACAUGGAUGGUGACAUGGCUUACAUUGGUGUGGUGUACAAAGGAAUGAACAGGAAGGGAGGGGUGCUUCACAGUGGUAUUGGAACCAAUAGGAAGUCCUGGUGUUUAAUCUGCUUUGAUGGCUUCUACUCAUUUAACCAUGCUGGAGUCAGUAGGAGAUCCAUCUCUGGUCCUGAUUCUAACAGAGUUGGAGUGUAUCUGGACUGGCCAGCUGGUACUUUGUCCUUCUAUAGUGUGUCCUCUGGUACACUGACACACCUUUACACAGAACACACCACAUUUACUGAACCCCUCUAUCCUGGGUUUGGGGUUUGCUCCUCCUCCUCCUCAGUGACCCUGUGUCAGAUAGAUGACCAACACAUUCAGAGAGACCAUGGUGGAGAGAGUUGGAUCAAGCCUGGACCUGGGAAAUGGAUUCCUCAGAGCUGUAAGACUUGUGACCAUGUUGAGGACUCCACACACUGGCUUCAGAUUGAACCCUUGACUUCCACUGUCCAGGGAGUGAAAAUGUUCAGGCACAGGACACCCAAAGGGAGUUAUGAGUGCACAGUGUCUGGGCUCCGCUGGCUGUGUGAGAGAGAUGUCAUUCUGAAGUAUCACUUCAGGAACUGGGAACCCUACAGUCAACUUCUGAAAGUCAUGCAGUACACACAAGGUGGUCCAUUGCUGGACAUCACUAUGGAGUUAGGUGAACUGGAGGAAGUUCAUCUGCCACACUUUGUCUGUUUAGGGACCAACCCUUCCCUGAGGAAUGAGAUGAAGAUUCUUCAUGUAGAGGAACAUGGAGUGUCUUUAGAGGAAGUGCAUGAGGUCACCAGAUUCCAUGCUAAGAUUCUCCAUCCCAAGUUCUCACCUAUCUCUGUUAUACUGAGAUUACUGUCUUUGAACGUAGAUGUCCACUGUGACGUGGUCCUCUAUAUGGCAGUAAAAAGGUCAACAGUCAUUUCAAGGCUGUACCUGCUCCUCAGAAACUCCAGUCAGAAAGAGGCUGUUCGGGAACAGGAGAAAAAUCAGGUGUCCAAAGGAUUUUCAGAAUUCGUCCUGUCAAGUCCAAACGGGCCCUUAAAGCUGAACAGUUUGUUUGCAUUCAAGAAUCCCCAUUCCACUUCCAUCAAUCCAGAGAAGAUUCAGCUGUUACCUGCAGACACCACACCAAGCUGUUGUCAGAUGAUUAUGGGAAACACAGGGGUUGACAUUGAGAUGGAAUUAAUCGGGGAAGAUGAGAGGACAGUAUGGAAAUCAGUGGUAUCAAAAGAUCUAUACAGCAAAGACUCUCAUCCAACAACAUUAACACUCCCUGGGAUUCCUGCUGAGGAGUUUCUGAAGAAACACAGGGCUAUACUCAUUCAGGGAGUCAAAAACCCAAUGCCAAUAGCAGAUGAUCUGUCGUCAAAGAGCAUGAUUGGUGAUGAAGAGUACUCCAGAAUAAAAGCUGAAACAACUGAACAGGACCGAAUGAGAGAACUACUGAAUGCAGUCCUCCCUAAAGGACCAGAAGUGACGGGAGCUUGUCUCAAAGCUCUCAUUGAACAUGAACACCAUCUUGUUAAGUACUUGAGUGAAUCUAGCACCUAAUCGGAAGAUGCUGAGGCCUGUCUCCUAGUCUGUGGACAAAGACACUUCUUCACCUAAUCUGAAGAUGCUGAGGCCUGUCUCCUAGUCUGUGGACAAAGACACUUCUUCACCUAAUCUGAAGAUGCUGAGGCCUGUCUCCUGGUCUGUGGACAAAGACACUUAAGUGAUUGUAAGGGAAAUGUUUAUGUUUGUGCUAUUCUUUUAACAAAUGUCUGUGUUUUAUUCAUGUGCUGUUCUAUAAACUAAUUUGUGUGUUCAUCAAGUGGCUGACUGUACAAAUCCUCACUAUCAGUAGCUGUAAUUUGGCAGUAAGCCCAGACGUUGUUUUGAGAACGAGAUAUCUCAGUUUCAAGGUCUCAGCUUAGAGAGAAGAAGACUGGUGAGGUGUUGGUCUGUUAAAUGUUAUGAACCAGUAUUGGUCUGUCAAAUGUUAUGAACCAGUAUUGGUCGGUCACAUGAAUGGAACAAAACGGUAAUGAUUCAUUAAUUAUGCUAAAUCAUGCAAAUAUAACUUGUCUGUGUAUAGCCGUAUAUAAGACAACUGCUGGGUCUGACCCGGGAGAGAUCCUGAUUGACAUGUGUACUAUGGUGCAUUGAGUUGGGUCUGACCAGGGAGAGUUCCUGAUUGACAUGUGUUCUAUGGUGCAUUGAGUUGGGUCUGACCAGGGAGAGCUCCUGAUUGGUUGGAACCUCUCCAGCUCACUGACAAUAAACAAUGAUUCAUUUCA
Salmo salar (Atlantic salmon) is the source of this 5508-nucleotide messenger RNA. Lineage: Eukaryota; Metazoa; Chordata; Actinopteri; Salmoniformes; Salmonidae. The record is from RefSeq and is a predicted model, not a curated record.